UGUUGUCAGUAUGGCGACUAGAGGCCGGGAAGGUUUUAAUGAUGGUGUGAAUGAUAAACCCUGCCGUGCUUGCACUGAUUUUAAGACAUGGGCUAAAAUGCAGAAAAAGACACUGGACUCUGAGAACGUGCGCGACAAAAACCCAUCACCGCCUCAGCAGCAAAGGACAGACUGUCCCCUGGACAGAGAUGAGUUAGGACGACAGACAUGGGGCUUCUUACACACCAUGGCUGCUUACUAUCCAGAUACACCAUCACAGAAGGAGAGGACUGAUAUGGCACAGUUCUUCACAUUAUUCUCCAAAUUUUAUCCUUGUGAUCAUUGUGCAGAAGAUUUGCGCCAACAACUUACUGUCAGCCCUCCUGAAACCAAGUCAAGAAAAGACCUUUCUCAGUGGUUGUGCAGAAUUCAUAAUAAUAUAAAUGUCAAACUAGGUAAGGAAAAGUUUGACUGUUCAUUAGUUGAUGAGCGUUGGAAGGAUGGUUGGAAAGAUGGAUCUUGUGAUUAGUCACAUUUUGUUCUCUGCAGAGAAAUCAUUUCUGUGAUACUUCAUUCCUGGAGGAAAAAGUGAUUUUCUGUUAUUUUAGGAGAGCUAUGUGAAAUGAAAUUUAAAUAGUGCUACUGUAGUAUUAUGUAUGUAUGUCUGUAUGUAUUAUUUAUAAUUGUGUAUUCACAUAAAAUGUAGAAACUCAGGACCAAUAAUUCAAGAUAUUGAAAAGAUUUUGAAGCUUAACUGAGACUGUGUGCUUGAGUUGAAAUAAAUUUAUUUACUUUUGUGA
Molecule: messenger RNA, 779 nt
Organism: Schistocerca cancellata (South American locust)
Lineage: Eukaryota; Metazoa; Arthropoda; Insecta; Orthoptera; Acrididae
Gene: Alr
Product: FAD-linked sulfhydryl oxidase ALR
Exons: 4
Coding region: 11-508 (165 amino acids)
Cellular component (GO): mitochondrion
Molecular function (GO): flavin adenine dinucleotide binding; flavin-dependent sulfhydryl oxidase activity
Source: RefSeq, a predicted model, not a curated record